This is a messenger RNA of Mauremys mutica (yellowpond turtle), 12069 nucleotides long. RefSeq names its product vir like m6A methyltransferase associated (gene VIRMA). Gene Ontology annotation, molecular function: RNA binding. The record is from RefSeq and is a predicted model, not a curated record. The transcript has 24 exons. NCBI's taxonomy places the organism in Eukaryota, Metazoa, Chordata, Testudines, Geoemydidae. Gene Ontology annotation, cellular component: RNA N6-methyladenosine methyltransferase complex. The coding region runs from base 46 to 5514 and encodes 1822 amino acids.
GCGCUUGUGUUCACCCGGAAGUGCUUCCGCUGCUACCGAGCAAAGAUGGCGGGUGAGACCGCAACGGAGCUGCUGUUUUUAGACACUUUCAAGCACCAGAGCGCGGAGCAAAGUACCAAUAUAGAUGUAGUUCGUUUUCCAUGUGUGGUUUACAUAAAUGAAGUACGUGUCAUUCCUCCAGGAAUAAGAGCUCACACAAGUUUGCCUGACAAUAGAGCUUAUGGAGAGACAUCCCCACAUACAUUUCAGUUAGACCUGUUUUUCAACAAUGUCAGCAAGCCAAGUGCCCCUGUUUUUGACAGGCUGGGAAGCCUUGAAUAUGAUGAGAACUCUUCAAUUAUAUUUAGACCCAAUGCAAAGGUCAACACGGAUGGAUUGGUCCUAAGAGGCUGGUACAACUGUCUGACAUUAGCAAUAUAUGGAUCAGUUGAUAGGGUAAUAAGUCAUGACAGAGAUUCUCCUCCACCCCCUCCACCACCACCUCCUCCUCCCCAGCAACAACCAGGUUUGAAAAGAAACCCAAAACAUGUUGAUGGGGAGAAAGAAGAUCAGUUCAAUGGGAGCCCUCCAAGACCACAGCCCAGGGGACCAAGGACUCCUCCAGGCCCUCCACCUCCUGAUGAUGAUGAAGAUGAGCCCAUGCCUGUGACAGUGGCUGGGGAAAAGGAAGAUGAUGUUGAUCAUAGGGAGGACUACUUUGAGCCAAUUUCUCCUGAUCGAACAUCCGUUCACCAAGAAGGCCAGUACUCUGAUGAAGGGGAGGUAGAGGAGGAGCAGCCAGAAGAAGGGGAGGAUGAGGAGGAAGAUGUGGAUGUUGAGGAAGAUGAGGAAGAGGACGAGGAGGAUGGCCAUACAGUAGAGAGUAUUCCUGAGGAAGAAGACGAGGAGGAGGAGGAGGAGGAAGAUGAAGAAGAGGAAGGUGAGGAGGAGGAAGAGGGUGAAGGUGAUGAUGGCUAUGAGCAGAUUUCAAGUGAUGAAGAUGGAAUUGCUGAUCUGGAACGUGAAACAUUUAAGUAUCCAAGCUUUGAUAUUGAAUAUACUCCUGAGGAUCUAGCCUCAGUGCCACCUGUGACAUAUGAGCCUUAUGAAAGAGAGCUUGGACCUCUUUUGUACUUUAAUUGUCCUUACAAGACCAUAUUUGAGGUUGAAGUUGGUAAGAUAAAGGAUCAAGAUCCAGACAAGGAAAAUUCAGGGGCAGUAGAAGCCUCAGUUAAGCUAACUGAACUCCUGGAAUUAUAUCAGGAAGAAAGGGGUGCAAAGUGGGUCACAGCUUUAGAAGAAAUUCCAAAUUUAAUAACAAAAGGACUAAGCUACCUGGAAGUGAAGAACACAACACAGGACUAUAUUACCCAAUUAGUAGAUUGGACAAUGCAGGCUUUAAACUUGCAGGUAGCUCUCAGGCAGCCUAUUGCUUUGAAUGUCCGACAGCUUAAAGCUGGAACAAAAUUGGUGUCAUCGCUAGCAGAAUGUGGGACUCAAGGAAUCAUGGGACUCUUGCAUUCAGGAGUUAUUAAUGCAUUAUUUGAAUUGUUAUUUGCAGAUCAUGUUUCAUCUUCCCUUAAACUUAAUGCUUUUAAAGCUUUGGAUAGUGUUAUCAGCAUGACUGAGGGAAUGGAAAUGUUUUUAAGAGGUGGGUUAGAGAUACACGAAAAAAGUGGUUAUCAGAAACUCUUGGAGCUCAUACUAUUAGAUCAGACUGUGAGAGUAGUCACUGCAGGUUCUGCAAUUCUGCAGAAAUGCCAUUUCUAUGAGAUUCUGUCAGACAUUAAAAAGCUUGGUGACCAGUUAGCGGAGAAUACUCCUCCCCUUCCUAAUCAUAUGGAGUCUGAGCAGGAACCAGACCUUGGACUUGAGAGAACCAACCCAGAAUAUGAAAAUGAUGUGGAGGCACCUAUGGAUAUGGAUCAUCUUUUGGAAUCUUCUAAUAUCAGUGAAGGAGAAGUAGAAAAACUUAUUAGCCUCUUAGAUGAAAUCUUUCAUUUGAUGGAGACUGCACCACAUACAAUGAUUCAGCCACCAGUAAAAUCUUUUCCAACAAUGGCACGCAUUACAGGACCUCCAGAAAGGGAUGAUCCGUAUCCUGUCCUUUUCAGAUACCUUCAUAGUCACCAUUUCUUGGAAUCUAUCACCUUGCUACUAUCCAUUCCAAUAACAAGUGCUCAUCCUGGUGUGCUUCAGGCUGUCAGAGAUGUGUUGAAGUUCCUGGGACAGUCACAAAAAGGUCUCCUCUUCUUCCUGUCUGAGUAUGAAGCAACAAACCUGUUGAUUAGGGCGCUGUGUCAGUUUUCUGAUCCAGAUCAAGAAGAAGGUCUCCAAUCAGAUGGUGCCAGUGAUGAUGCAUUUGCCUUGUGGCUCCUGCAUUCAACACAGACAUUGCAGUAUAUUUCAGAAUUAUUCUGCCAUUUUCAGCGGUGCACAGCCAGUGAGGAAACUGACCAUUCGGACCUCUUGGGAACACUUCAUAACCUUUACCUGAUUACUUUUAACCCUGUUGGAAGAUCUGCUGUAGCUCAUGUGUUCAGCCUUGAGAAGAACCUCCAAAGUCUUAUUACUUUAAUGGAAUACUAUUCCAAAGAAGCUUUAGGUGAUUCCAAGUCCAAGAAGUCGGUAGCGUAUAAUUAUGCAUGCAUACUUGUUUUGCUGGUGGUUCAGUCUUCCAGUGAUGUCCAAAUGCUGGAACAGUACUCAGCGCCUUUAUUGAAGCUUUGUAAGGCAGAUGAAAAUAACACCAAAUUGCAAGAGCUCUGCAAGUGGCUUGAACCUUUGAAAAAUCUUAGAUUUGAAAUUAAUUGUAUCCCAAAUCUCAUUGAAUAUAUUAAACAGAAUAUUGAUAGUUUGAUGACCCAGGAAGGAGUUGGUCUUCUUACUGCACUCCGUGUUCUUUGUCAUGUUGCAUGCCCGCCACCUCCUGUUGAAGGUCAACAGAAGGAUCUUAAAUGGAACCUUGCAGUUAUUCAGCUCUUUUCUGCUGAAGGAAUGGACACCUUCAUUCGGGUUCUGCAAAAGUUGAACAGUAUUCUUAUUCAGCCUUGGAGGCUCCAUGUCAACAUGGGAACCACACUUCAUAGAGUUACUACCAUUUCCAUGGCGCGAUGUACACUUAAUCUCCUUAAAACCAUGUUAACUGAGCUCCUGAGGGGUGGAUCUUUUGAAUUUAAAGACAUGCGUGUUCCUUCAGCACUUGUUUCUUUACAUAUGCUUCUGUGUUCUAUCCCUCUCUCAGGCCGUUUAGAUAGUGAUGAACAAAAAAUUCAGAAUGACAUUAUUGAUAUUUUAUUGACCUUUACCCAGGGAGUUAAUGAAAAACUGACAAUUUCAGAAGAAACUUUGGCCAAUAAUACUUGGUCUUUAAUGUUAAAGGAGGUCCUCUCUUCAAUUUUACGAAUUCCUGAAGGAUUUUUCUCUGGACUUAUACUGCUUUCAGAAUUGCUGCCUCUUCCAUUGCCCAUGCAAACAACUCAGGUUAUUGAACCACAUGAUAUAUCGGUGGCACUCAACACCAGAAAACUCUGGAGCAUGCAUCUCCAUGUUCAGGCCAAAUUGCUACAGGAAAUAGUUCGAUCAUUCUCUGGUUCAACUUGUCAGCCUAUUCAGCAUAUGCUGAGGCGUAUUUGUGUUCAGUUGUGUGACUUGGCAUCACCAACUGCUCUUCUUAUCAUGAGGACUGUUUUGGAUCUGAUUGUAGAAGAUCUACAAAGCAGUACAGAAGAUAAAGAGAAACAGUACUCUGGCCAGACUACCCGAUUACUUGCUUUACUUGAUGCCCUGGCUUCACACAAAGCUUGUAAAUUAGCUAUUUUGCAUCUAGUUAAUGGAACUAUUAAAGGUGAUGAGAAGUAUGCAGAAGUUUUCCAGGAGCUGUUGGCUUUAAUGAGAUCUACUGGGGACAAUGUUAUUCACCAGCAAUGUGCUGAAUAUGUAACAUCCAUUUUGCAGUCCCUCUGUGAUCAGGACAUAGCACUAAUUUUGCCAAGUUCCUCAGAGGGAUCUGUUUCUGAAUUAGAACAGCUCUCCAAUUCAUUACCAAGCAAGGAAUUGAUGUCCUUAAUCUGUGACUGUCUGAUGGAAACACUUGCUAAUGCAGAGACCAGUUAUAAUUGUCUCCUGACAUGUAUAAGGACAAUGAUGUUCCUUACAGAGCAUGAUUAUGGAUUCUACCACUUAAAGAGCUCUCUAAGAAAACGCAACCAUGCUCUGUAUACUGUAUCAAAGCGAGUAAUAAGUAGCUUUAGUAAGGAUACAGGUGAACUGGCCUCUUCUUUUUUGGAUUUUAUGAGACAAAUUCUAAACUCCGACACACUGGGAUGUUGUGGAGAUGAUGGAAGUCUGAUGGAAGUAGAUGGUUCCCAUCCAGCCAGAACACUGGGUCUUACUACUGCAGAGUUAAAACAUUUAUUACAGAACAAAGAAGAAUCUCCUGAAAAUUUGCUCCUUGAACUGGAGAAGCAUGUUUUGGAACAUUCUAAAGAAGAUGACAGCCUUGAAUCCUUAUUGGACAAUGUAGCUGGACUUCGGCAGAUGCUGGAAUCAGCAGGCGAUCCUUGUCCUCUGAGUGACCAAGAUGUAGAACCAGUUCUUUCUGCACCAGACUCUCUCCAGAAUCUGUUUAAUAAUAGGACAACAUAUGUGUUGGCAGAUGUGAUGGAUGACCAGCUGAAAUCUAUGUGGUUCUCACCAUUCCAGGCUGAAGAAAUUGACACUGAUCUGGAUAUGGUAAAAGUAGACUUAAUUGAACUGUCAGAGAAAGGCUGCAGUGACUUUGACUUGCAAGCAGAACUGGAGAGAUCAUUUUUGUCAGAACCUUCAUCUCCUGGUAGGACGAAAACCACAAAAGGGUUCAAACUUGGCAAACACAAGCAUGAGACCUUUAUAACGUCAAGUGGAAAAUCUGAGUACAUAGAACCUGCAAAGAGAGCACAUGUUGUGCCACCUCCUAGAGGAAGAGGCCGAGGAGGAUUUGGACAAGGUAUUCGACCACAUGAUAUCUUUCGUCAAAGGAAACAGAAUACAAGCAGACCACCUUCUAUGCAUGUGGACGAUUUUGUUGCUGCAGAGAGCAAAGAAGUGGUCCCUCCAGAUGGGAUACCACAACCUAAAAGACCACCAAAAGUGUCCCAGAAGAUAUCUUCACGUGGCGGGUUCUCAGGGAAUCGUGGCGGACGGGGAGCUUUUCACAGUCAGAACAGAUUCUUUACACCACCUGCUUCAAAAGGAAAUUACAAUCGUCGUGAAGGAGCCCGGGGUUCAAGCUGGAGUGCACAAAAUACACCACGAGGCACCUACAAUGAAAGCAGAGGGGGUCAAAGCAAUUUUAAUAGGGGCCCCCUGCCACCAUUGAGGCCAUUAAGUUCUGCAGGCUAUCGACCCAGUCCUCGUGAUCGUGCUUCCAGAGGCCGUGGUGGAAUUGGACCGUCUUGGGCGAGUGCUAAUAGCGGUGGUAGCGGUGGCUCAAGAGGAAAGUUUGUAAGUGGAGGCAGUGGAAGAGGUCGUCAUGUACGUUCCUUCACACGAUAAAAGAGACCUUGCAGAACAACCCAGUGGGGUGAACUUCUCGUGCUGAUGACAACAAAAAGAGGCACUAAAGGACCAAUUUAGACUUACUGGUAUCUGAAGACGGCGAGAGAAUAUUUUUGUCUGAAGAAAGCAGUUUUUGUUUGAAACAAGACUUGAAAUUUCAAUAAAAUUCAAGACUUUUUGUGUACAAUUGUAUAUCUUUUGUUCUUCUUGAAAGAACAUUUUAACUUUUUUGUGGACUUCUGUAGACAAUACUGAAUAAGGAACCCAUGUGAAUUAAGACUUCAAUAAUUUCUCUUCUAAAAUAUUAAUUGUGCCAAAAGCAAGGUACAGGUGUGCUGAUUUUGCAGUAGUACAUAAGGAAGCUUGAGGUUUUCCUCUCAGGUUUAGAACCAUUAGCUCAGUUUCCUAUUGGUCUGUUAGUUAUUAAAUGAAUGAGGUACAUCUUACCAAUGGUCCUAGUAAAUGAGAAAAAGACUGACUGAGACUUGGGGUACGACUACACUACCCGCCGGAUCGGCGGGUAGCAUCAAUCUAUUGGGGAUCGAUUUAUUGCGUGUAGUGUAGACGUGAUAAAUUGAUCCCCGAUCGCCCUCCCGUUGACUGCUGAACUCCAGCUCAGCGAGAGGUGGAAGCAAAGUCGACGGGGGAGCCGCAGCAAUUGACCCCACACCAUGAGGACGCGAGGUAAGUCUAACUAAGAUACGUCGACUUCAGCUACGCUGUUCUCAUAGCUGAAGUUGCGUAUCUUAGGUCAAUCCCCCCCCAGUGUAGACCAGGCCUUAAUAUGUGAAAGAACACAAAACUUAUGCAUUUAAUUUAGAAGUUAUGGAUAAGUACUGAUACCACUGUUACAUAUAUUAAACUCAAACCUGCACCCAUUGAAAUUGGCAGGAAAACUUCCACUGUCUUUAAUAAGAGUAAGUUUAAGGCCCAGAGCAUAGCUUUUAGAGAUGUUCUCACUCUAAGCCUGUAUGUAAGAGCCUGCGUGUAUGCAGUGAUGUUGUAGCUGUGUUGGUCCCAGGAUAUUAGAGACACAAGAUGGGUGAGGUAAUAUUUUUUUAAUUGGACCAACUUCUGUUGGUGAGAGAGAGAAGCUUUCAAGCUCACAGAGAGCUAAAUAUAAGGUGGAACAGAUAGUUUUAGCAUAAGUAGAUAAUACACAUUCAAAGAGACCAUUUAAGGUGGAGUGGCCCAUUAACCCCCCUGUAAUCAUUAAGACAAAAAACAGAGGUAGUGCGCUACAGAUUGUUGUAAUAAGCCAUAAAUCCAGUAUGUUUAUUAAGAUCAUGAUUUUUAGUGUUUAGCAAAGUUAUGAAUUUAAUCGCCCAGGGUAAUCUUUUGAAAGUGCUGUGCAACUUUCCUUUGAGGAUAAGGACAGAGGUCAGAAAGAGCGACUGCUUUGUGAAAAGUGUUCACCCACAGGUGAUGUGGUGUUUGUCUUUUAUCAUUUUCACUUGAGAGCGUAAUGGUUGUCUGGUUUCACCCACAUAGUUGUUAUUGGGGCAUUUAGUGCACUGGAUGUGGUAGACCACAUGUUGUGAGAGGCAUGUAUGUAAUCAUGGAUCUUGAAAGGUGUGUUGAGGGGAGAGAGGGUGUUGAUCGUUGUAGCAGUGUAGAUAUAUGUCUGCAGGUUUUGCAUCUGUUCUAGCAGGGUCUGGUGCCGCUUUGAGUUGGUGUGUCCUGGUCUGUGGGGAGCUUGCUUCUGAUGAUGAGGAAAAGUUGUGUAGCUCAAAAGUUGGUCCAAUAAAAGAUCUCACCUACCUUGUCUUUCUAAUGUGUGCUAUAAGGAGAUCAUAGGGUGAGAUACUUCAGUAUAAAUAGAAGCUUGAUGGAGUUACAUUAUUAUUCGUAGCCUGCUGACUUGUGUAGUUGGGGGGAGAGAGUUUAAAAGCAGACUUUCAUAAAACUAAACAGUUCCCUAAGGAAGCAAGAGAUACAAAACUUUUCCCUCUAAUGGACAUUUUGGCUUUUUGCUUGUGUAAUUGUUUGAGAUGUCUGAGGUUGAAACAAUGCAAGAGGAAAAGCUUUGAAAAUUAAGAGCAAACAAAGAAUCUGUACAAAUGGUCACCUUCAUGUUUCUUUUCAUGCUAAAAAAAACUCAGAAUCAAAUAUAUUUUGAACUCAAAUGUUUACUUUUUCUUUUCAUCUCUGUGGAAUUUGUCCAACAUAAUUACUAGGAAGAUAAGAGGUUAAUAGCUGCAGCCCUCAUUAUAAAGGCCCUGUAUACAUUAACCUAUGGUAGACAACUGUUUGAAUUUAGACUUUGAUUCUCAUUUACACAUAAGUCCCUUUACACUACCAGAGUGGUGUAAAUGAGCUUUAACCUUAAUGAGGAUCAAGCCCAGUUAGUUUAUACAUUUCCAGCUAAAACUGAUCUUAAUGUACUUUGGUCAACCAGCAAGCAUGCUGCCAUUAAGCAUUAAAAACUCACCACCUUCCACUCCAAGUGCAAGGCACAUUUCUUUGACCUUACUUUCUCUUAACAAAUACACAGCACUGUGUGGGUGUGUGUAUUUAUUUAUAACUACCAAAACAUGACACUCCAUUGCCUGCGCUUCUCCUCCUGGGGAGAUGAUGAGAGGAAAAAACACCUGAGAACUGCUAGUCACCUUGCUUAAUUCACUAGUGGGAGGGACUCAGAUAGUACAGUGAUGAGAACCCAUAUAAAACAGAAACGCAUAUUUUAAUGUGUACUGUAGACUGUAAGAACACGUUUUAAAACACUGUUUAACCCUACUGGCUAAGUUGCAUUCAACAGUUUUCUCUGAAACCACAGAGAAAGCAAGUGUAGGAAGGGGCCUUGUAUGUGGAGACAUCAUAGCCCCACAAGUUUCUAGACAAUUAGUUUGCACAAAGAAGUUAAUUGACAGGACCUGUAGGAUAGUUAAACUAAACUUGUUCUAAUUAACUGGGCAUGGCUAAAGGGAAUAAUUUUGUUUCACACAGUUGUAUAUUUUAGUAUUGUAUAAAGUAACGGACUUCAGAAAAAUGAUUGAACAGUAGAAUCUGAAUUGUGAAAAAAGCAUUAGAUACUCAAGUCAAUCAAGGAAGAUGGAAUUUUACUAAUGCAAUUGUAAUGACUAAAACGGGUGAUCUAGCAAACAUAGGUAUUAAUGCUAUUUUUUUAAAUUGAGGAGCAUUGCAUAAUAUUUUGUAAAGCAGACUGAGGCUCCUUUAAACCAUGGGUUUGAGGUUUUUUUAUUUUUAUUUUUUAGAAACUUUACAACUUACGAAACUGCAGCAAGGAUGUGAGUGAUUUGGUUUUAGUCAGGGAAUUUGAAAUGAAAAAUUAAGGAAAAGCUUGAAGUAUGGAACAAACUGUAAAUAUUCAAUUGGUUCUUGAAAGUUUGAAAUACAGCAUGUCAUGCUUGUCAUUUUCAAACUAAAAAAAUAAAGGUGAACAAAAUCUCAGUAAAUCAUUAGUCAAACUUGAAAACUGAGCAGUAUGUCUACAGUUUCUUUAAACAUAGUUCUAGGCCUUGUAGUUGUAUAGGACUUAUUUAAUAUUUGUGGGAAUUCGUUCUCAAGGUUAAAUUAACUUGAAAUAAUGCUGUAAAUGCUAUGUUUAAAAUUAAUUUACUUGCUUUGAUACAUUUAAAUUGAAUUCUUACCAUGAGCAACUCAGGUUUAAAACAUUAAAUUCCACUUCUUAAUUUAACUUGGAACUUUGUUUUCUAAUUGACUAGAGCACUGGAAGUGGCUAAUGCCAAAGGACCAGAUUAAUGUUGAAUCGCAGCUUUCUUUGCAAGCAGUCCCAUUGACUUCUUCUAAGGAGAAAUGAGGCAAUGUUACAGUAGCUAGAAUACUUAACUUUUUUUCCUAAUGGAAAUCUAUUAUAUUGACCACCAAAAGUCAUCUUUGAACGUUCAAAGUGUUAUUUAUGUUAAGAGCUGAAGUGGAAACUAUAUAGCUGUUAGCUAAUAGUGGCUUUUACAUCUUAUUUUAAUAAUGAGAACAUCUUUGGCUAACAGUCUGAUUCCUUUACUCCUCUCCUCAGCAGUCCUGUGUAGGUAGCCAUUCAGGGAUCGACAGGACAGGUAGGUCAGGUUUGCUCUUCAUGUUCACUCAGCUCUGCAACAAUGCUGUUAGGCAGUUAAUGACUGUGGCCUUAGUCCUGAAAAUAUUUGCACAGGAGAAGUUCCAUUGAGCUCGUGUGUGAGGGAGUAACUGCGGAGUUGGGGACUAAUAUUAGUUCAGGAGUAUUAGUGUUGCAUUUUGGACCCUAGCUAGGUUAAUUGUUCAGGGCUGUAAAACAACGUGAAGUUCCUAGGCCUCAAGCUUGGCUCCCUUGUGGGGAAAAAUACACAGAAACAGGGCUCCAGAAAGCAAGAGAAGAGAGAGUAAAAAUGUAGAGCACCAGCAUCCAUAUUUGCACAAGUUAAGACAUAUCAACCAUUUUUCUCUGUACCAAAGCACUCCCCAUGAUCAAAUUGGAGCCUUCAGAGGGUGGGACUUUUGAAUCUGACAGUGUCAUAAUGAGACACUUUCCCUAAAGAUGGUUUGGUCUUUCCUGACUUAAAAGGACAUGCUAACCAUGCUAAAUUAAACUCCAGGUGUUCUAGCUAAGAAUGAGCAUAUAUGUAAUCUUCAUGUAUUGCAUACUUUACAAACCUUUAAGUUUAUUGUAAAGGAGAAGUGUGCACCAGAUUUUCCUCUUUCUACCACUGUGGCCCUAGUUAAACUGUAAACAGCCAUUAUCUAAGGUAGAAUGUUCUCUAGCAAGAUCUGCCAGUUUUUUAUGAUCUAGUUAAUGUCCAUUUUCAUUAACAUAAUUGUCAAAUUGAAUUUUUUCCACUGAGCAGUUUCUAGCACAAUGAUACACUCUACCCUCAGAGGAGGUAAAUGAAAUACAUGAUAGAUUAAGAUUGCUACCAGCUCCAUAAUGCCUCUCAGAAAAGCUAAAUCGUAGAUGGUGUUGCUGCCAAAGCAAAGGAGUCUCCAGAAAGUUUCAGCCAUAGAGUGCACUCUCGUGGGUGGCAGAGACUGAGGCAUCCUGGUUUUGUAUCAUUUCCAGCACAAGGCCUACCCACAAUUGAAGGGGUCUUUAGGCCUUACUGCAAUACAGUUUGUGAUGAGAACCCUUUAAGCAGUGGAUAGCAAGUUCUGUUUAUCCUGAAUCAAUACCUGCUAAGCAGGACCUAGACCCCCUCCCGCUACUGCACCCUAGGCACCUGUAACUUCUGAGGCCUGUAUCAUCUUCCCUUUAGCAUGGCUGCUUGCCUUUGCCUACGCCCCUGAGACAAUGGCAGCAAGAACUCCCAUCUGUGAAGAGGAGAUGCAAAGUCUUUGAGGAGAGCGCUGUUUUGAUCAAAUGCUAGCCCUGUCUAUUAUUUAAUGUAUCCCAGUCAUGGGUCAGAUAAAGACCUUUAACUAUGACCCCUAUUCCUUAUGUCCCUUUUAAUAAAGUAUCUGUCCCCUAUUACAGUACUUUAGUCUCUCAUUUUCCUACACGUUGAGUGAAGUACACUGGGAAUAAUGAAAGCAAGUUUAUUUGCAUGUAUGUCUCACUAUUUUAUUAGUUAAGGGGAGGAUACCUGAUCUUUCAUAAUGAAAAGAAGAGAAGCAAAAUGAAUAACUACUUUUAUGAACAGUUGAGUAGCUCAACUUUUAUACACAGAGCAAAUCAAAUGGUUACAAGCUACCUGUUAGCUCUCUUCUAGACACAAUAUGACAUUUAGCCCCCAAAUUCCACUUUUGAGCCCAUUUCCCAUUUUUUAUUAAAUGUAAAAAAAAAAUCUAAUUUCAGUUUGGCAAUGAACCCCGUGGCUGGAAGACAUUUUAAAAGUUCAUUUGUUAAUAUAAAAGUUGCAUAGACUUAUAGGUAUUUAGAAAGGCAUCUGUCAAUAUGAGAAAACUGCAUAAGAUCCCCCUACGUACUAAGGAUAAACUGUAUGGGUCUAUCCAAAAGAUGUUCAUGAGAAAGGAAAAUGCUGGCACCAUUCCACAUAAAUUAUCCCAGACUCCUUAACAAAUAAUCUGUAGAGAAGGACUAUCAAAAACACAUUCCAGGGGAAGAGUGUAGCAAAUUUCACAAGGAUUCUUAUUUAAAUAUAGUCCAGGACCUGUUUACUGACUGAGGGUCACUUUUAAAAAAAACUUCUUAGAGCACCUAAGAAUGUUUAAGAUGUAAAUAAUACAAUAACUUUGCAACUAAAAUGUUUACAAUAAUUGCAUAUGUUACCUGGCUACAUAAUUCACUUGUCCGCUACUAAUAAGGAAAAGAAAUUUGCCAUGCAAUUGUGAUGUUAAGGCAAGCUAACCAUCUGCUAACACACAUGAACAAUAAUGAUUGAGAUGAAAAUGUAACUUAGGCUGAUUCUAAUAUUAACUAAAAUUACAUGGGUGCUUACAAGCAAACUGGUACAUUGCAACUCAGUUACACAGCAGAUGUAGGGUUCUCCUGAAAGUCUUGCAUUCAGAAGGGUAAUUGAAACCAACAGGCGCUCAUUGAACACUAUUCUACUGCUACAUUUCAAUAAAGAAAGCAAUUAUAUGCCGCAACAGCAAUCUAGUCUGGCUCACUGCUUGUUCCAUAGGAACUGUAUGGUUCUA